Zasmidium cellare ATCC 36951 is the source of this 1662-nucleotide messenger RNA. RefSeq lists its product as uncharacterized. Bases 1 to 1662 code for a protein of 553 amino acids. The transcript has 3 exons. The record is from RefSeq and is a predicted model, not a curated record. NCBI's taxonomy places the organism in Eukaryota, Fungi, Ascomycota, Dothideomycetes, Mycosphaerellales, Mycosphaerellaceae. Gene Ontology annotation, molecular function: transmembrane transporter activity. Gene Ontology annotation, biological process: transmembrane transport.
AUGCCUUCGCCGGUUAGAACUCAGCCAGAACAAUCGAAGAACCAGCUUCGAGUUGACGGCGACGUGUUGCCCACAGUCGAAAGUGCGACCUCAGAAGAUCACAUCGAUGACAAGGAAAACAAGCUGGACGAGAACAACGCUGAUUAUGGAGAACCCGACAAGCCGUACUCCGUCUUUACACAUGGCGAGAAGAGAAUCAUCAUCUUCUGCGCUGGAGUCUGCUCGUUCUUGUCACCGGUAUCAGGCCAGAUUUACUUCCCUGCAUUGAAUCAGAUCUCAGCCGACUUGAACGUCUCUUAUGACCUGGUCAACUUGACGAUCACUACAUACCUGAUUAUGCAAGGUCUCGCGCCCGCGUUCAUUGGCAGCCUCUCAGAUGCGGCCGGACGACGUCCAGCCUACAUUGCCUGCUUCAUCAUCUACAUGGCCGCCAAUCUCGGCUUAGGCCUGCAAAAUAACUACGCGGCACUCAUGGUGCUCCGAUGUGUACAAAGCGCAGGCAGCAGCGGCACCGUAUCCCUCGCGCAAGCAGUCGCCGCCGACAUCAUCACAUCAGCAGAACGUGGCGUGUAUGUCUCAUACAUGUCUGUUGCGCCUCAGGCUGGCCCUUCGCUCGGUCCCAUCAUAGGUGGUUUGAUCGGGCAGUACUGCGGCUGGCACUGGAUCUUCUGGUUCUUGCUCAUCGUCAGCGGGACUAUCUUUGUUCCUGUCGCACUGUUCUUUCCAGAGACUUGUCGCAAGGUCGUCGAUGACGGAUCUGUCCCACCGCCGAAGUGGAAUCGUUGUUUGACAAACGCUAUAAGAGAGAGGAGAGCAAUUCGAGAAGGCCACACAAUCCCAUGGGAAGGGCGAGAGGAACUCGCUCGAGCACGAAGCCAUAUCAGAAAGCUCCCCAAUCCCUGGGAGUCGCUCAAGAUCGUCUUCACCAAGCAAGCCGGCUUCAUCAUGCUAUAUGCUGCCAUUGUGGUCUGCGGUUACUACGCCGUAGCAUCCUUGAUCCCAUCUCAAUUCGGCCAAAUCUACGGCUUCAACGAGAUUCAGAUCGCCCUAUGCUACCUCCCCUUCGGCUUCGGCAGCCUGCUAGCAGGCUUGGUACGAGGCCGCUUCAUCGACUCCAGAUAUCGCGUGCACGCCAAAAGACGUGGCCUACCUCUGGAGAAGAAUCGCAAUGUGGACCUCAGUAAUUUCCCCAUCGAGCGAGCCCGGCUGGAAGUUGCAAUCCCAACAUUGGCUAUGGCUGCAGCGGCGGAGAUCGGCUUUGGGUGGAUGGUGCAAGCACAUGUCAAUUUGGCUGGUCCACUGAUCUUCCUGUUCGUCAUCGGCUUCUGUGCCAGCGCUUCAGUGAACGUCGUUCAGGUCCUGCUUGUCGACACAUUUCCUGGUAAAGCUGGCUCAGCUACGGCAGCGAACAAUCUCAUGCGGUGUUGGUUUGGCGCUGGUGUUACGAGUGGAGUCAUUCCCAUGAUCAACAAGAUUGGGAUAGGGUGGACCACCACCUUCUUUGCACUCUUGCCUGUGCUCUUCAGUCCGAUCUUGUGGUAUGUAAUGGUCAACGGGCCCAAGUGGCGGAAAGAGUACCGUGAGAAGAACGAGCAAAAAGCUGCGAAGAAACAGGCCAAGGCUGAUGUGGCUGGAGAGAAGGGGAUACAAGGAAAAUCAUAA